Molecule: messenger RNA, 2889 nt
Organism: Ylistrum balloti
Lineage: Eukaryota; Metazoa; Mollusca; Bivalvia; Pectinida; Pectinidae
Exons: 18
Coding region: 1-2889 (962 amino acids)
Biological process (GO): signal transduction
Molecular function (GO): protein binding
Source: RefSeq, a predicted model, not a curated record
AUGGACGGUCGACAUUUUGCCUACGUUUUGGAAAAAUAUAUGGAAAACAACAGAAGGAAAAUCCUAGAAGAGAAGAUGCGUCUUGCAAAGAAAAAAUAUGCGGAAGAGAAAGAUGAUCCGACUGUCAUCUUGGCACUGGACAUUAAAAAGAUAUGGAAAUCACUGGAGGAGUUUUCUAUACCAAGUGAUGCCUGGCGAAGGGUAGAGGAUUUCGCCUUACCUAGUGCAUAUCGGGCGUGUACAAAAGUAAAAGGCAAAAUGAUUCUUAUGGACAGUAUCAGCGCUAGAGAGGCCUCCAAACUGUCAUCUGUGUUUGACGAGUUUCGAACUGUGAUCCAAUACAUCACAGGAGUAUACAUGGAUGUGAGUGCUAACAUAGCUGAAGACCCAGAACAAGCUGAAAAGUACUACCAAAAGACUUGUGUGGCCAUAACUACCUUAUGGUCAGCUUGUGUCCGACUCACAGUGGACUGUGUCAUCACACUCAAGCAGAACUGGGGAUGCACAGACGAGUACAUGGAGCUGUCAAAAAAAAUAUCAUCUACGUGUGCCAUGUGUGUCAAAAUGAUCACUGUGACCAAUGACGUCAUUAAAUUUCCGGUCCCAGAUGCACAGAAGGACGCGUUCCUGGAGUGUGCAGUAGACAAAUCAACUGAAGUCUGUUCAUCAUUGUCUAAACUCAUAGAUGCCGUGAAACCGAACGAGGAGGGACCGGCAGACGCAAUGAUGGAGAUGGUCACGUGGUCUCUGUUCAGUUUAAAUCACGUGUCAUGUUUUGUCAUUAAGCCACUUUUAGCGAAUGGUCAUGUUGAAUCGAAGUGGUUUAAACAAUAUAGUGAAACACUAAGCAAGAUGUUUGAUAAACUCCAGGGUGUCACGGAGGAGACAUCGACAGGACUGGAUAUGCAGGCACGCGAAGAGACGCCGCCUCCUCCACAACCAGAAUCAGAGACGGAACCGGAAGUGAAAGAAGAAGUCAAAGGGAAGGAAAAGAAAAAUGAAGUCAAUAAGAAAGGGGUUAAGAAGGGAAAGGAAGCUGAGGAUCCUCAAGAACCAGAACAGGAAGUUCCACCUCCACCGCCACCACCUCAAACACCAGAAAUUCUUACAUCACUUGAUCAGCAGUACGCCAAGUUUUCAGAAGACGUCAUCAGUGCGGGAAAAGUGACUAUUUGUAUUGAGGACACGUCAGAUCUAAACGCCCGACUCUUCUACCGACCGGAAGUACAUAAAGAGCUUGCCAAAUGUCGAUUUGGCGCAUGUGAUAUGAAGGACAGGGUUCAAUGGCUGGAAGAGAUCAACCUAACGCCAGACCAGACACUAGUAUCAGACAUAUACGUCAUCAGUGAUGGGAUCUUGAUGACAACUGUAGAUGUCGAGGUGGAGAUUACCGCCAUUCCUCCUAAGGGAUCCGCAAGUCGAAUUAUAGUCAAAAUCAGAAAGGGAGGAGUAUGGUCUAUAUUAGAAAAGUAUGAUAAGGAAGUUCUUCCAGAACACGUACAAGUUUCGUUCAAGACAAAUGAGUUAGAAGCGGUAUAUGCCUACGUAGAGGAACCAUCUGACGAAGAGGAAAUAGUCCCGGAAGGUUGCACAUUUAAAUCCCCAACUAACUCAAAAGUCUUCAUCAACUUUCCACAUGGUGCUGUACAAGAUCCCACAAAGGUCUUGGUGAAGUUUGUGAGUGCAGAGAGUGCUGAGCAAAAUGUUAACGAAAGACCCUCUUCAAAAGACAAGGCCUCUAGUGGUAUUCUAGGAAUACUCGCGGUUUCGGAUGCUGUUGAGGUGUCCGCUAAGGACUCAUCCGUAGACAUCCAGAAAAACAUCCUCGUUCAGCUUACCAUUGAUGGAGAUGACAGCGAUGAUGGCAAGGACACACAUUUAGUGGUCAUAAGGUACAAAGAUGACCAGGUUCAGGUGAUGGAUAAAUCUCAGUGUCACAUCACUCAGGUAGAACACGGUGUAUACAGUGUCCAGACACGAGGUCUCUGGUGCAUCGGAUUAGCAAGAAUAAAGAAAAUAUUUCUCAACAUGAGAGACACAUUAAAGAAAGAAUUCCUCGUGAUGUUUGGAAAAGUAAAACUUUGUAAUUUAUGUACAUUCAUUGACAAUACGCUUCGUGACAAAGACCGUGGACUUACAACAUUCUGGAUAGAAAUACUGGAAAAAUGUAGGGUUCCAGAGGCUACGUCAGAACACGCGCAGCACAACCUCAUUGAGGUCAAAUCCAGCAGGUCGAAAGAUCUUAUCAUCAGACAAAGUGAAACACUGAUCAUUCAAUUAGAUGGUCAAAUUAGAGUGGUUGGAGCCCCACUUAGGGAUAAAUAUACCCUAACUUAUUUAGAAAACACAGACAACCAUUUACAAGUUCCACUGGAGAUCAAGAGAGACCAAGACAAACCACCAAACGCUACAUUUACAUUCAAAGACGCUACAUCCGGGCAAACGUGUCACACAGUAUCUGUUCCUAUCCGGGACCUUACGGAGCUACCAACAGACGAAAUUACCUCUCGCCCUCCUACCAAGUACCAUGACAAGGACAACUCCAGGGAAGAACUCAAACACAGAGAUGAAGCUGCCAAGAAUGUUCUGUCACACAGUAGUUUGAUGUGUAUGGCACGGGAACUUUCUCACGCAGAAUGCAAGCGUCUUGGUACUCAGAUGGGAGUCUCUAUGGAAACCAUGGAGAAGUUUUCAACGGCGUGCGACAGGGAGCCUACCAACACUAACUUUCGAAUCCUGUGUGAAUGGCGAGGCAAAUCUGUCCGUUCAUCCAUGGUUGAUUUUCUCAUCAACUCACUUCGGACGACUGGUCUUUGCAGUCAGGCUGCUGUGGUAGAGAAAGUUUCAAAACUUUGCAGGGGUAUACACCAGGAGGAUUUCAAUAACUGA